Molecule: messenger RNA, 4878 nt
Organism: Chelonia mydas (Green sea turtle)
Lineage: Eukaryota; Metazoa; Chordata; Testudines; Cheloniidae
Product: dimethylaniline monooxygenase [N-oxide-forming] 2
Exons: 8
Coding region: 154-1758 (534 amino acids)
Molecular function (GO): NADP binding; flavin adenine dinucleotide binding; N,N-dimethylaniline monooxygenase activity
Source: RefSeq, a predicted model, not a curated record
UCAAGACUCCAUUCUGUCCUCCUCCCACAGAGCAGACUCCAGGACUCACUGACUUGAAUUCUUAAACCAUUCUGCUGAAGCCACGAGAACCCCGUUCCCUGGGGAUUCCUUGCAUUGACCAGACUUCGUGAUCUUCCCAGACACCGGCAUACCAUGGCCAAGAGGGUUGCUGUGAUCGGCUCUGGCGUGAGCGGACUGACCUCCAUCAAGUGCUGCCUGGAUGAGGGGCUGCAGCCCACCUGCUUCGAGAGAAGCGAUGACAUCGGGGGGCUCUGGAGGUUCAGAGAAAAGGUAGAGGAAGGCAGAGCCAGUAUCUACCAAUCCGUAUUCACCAAUUCCUCCAAGGAGAUGUCGUGCUUCAGUGACUUUCCAAUGCCUGAACACUUUCCAAACUUCCUGCACAACACCAGAUUCCUGGAAUAUUUGAAACUGUAUGCAAAUCGCUUUGAUCUUCUGAAAUACAUCAGGUUCAAGACCACAGUCACCAGUGUAAGAAAAUGCCAGGAUUUCUCUACCACUGGCCAGUGGAUUGUUGUCACUGAGAGUGAUGGGAAGCAAGAAUCCACCAUGUUUGAUGCCGUUAUGGUGUGCAUGGGUCACCAUAUAGAAUCCUUUAUCCCGGAGCAGUCUUUUCCUGGUAUCGAAAAGUUCAAGGGCCAAUAUUUCCACAGCCGGGAGUACAAGAGCCCAGAAGGAUUUCAGGGGAAGACGGUUGUGGUGAUUGGAAUGGGGAACUCUGCAUCGGAUAUUGCUGUGGACCUCUGUCAGAUAGCCAAACGGGUGUUCAUCAGCACCAGAGGAGGCUCAUGGGUAAUGAGCCGGGUCUACGAUGACGGCUACCCUUGGGACACCGUAUUUCACACCCGAUUUAGCAAUCUGAUCAGAAGUAUCCUGCCUUGGCCACUUUUGAAACUGGUGUAUGAACAGAAGAUGAACCAAUGGUUUAACCAUGAAAACUAUGGCUUGGUGCCUCAGAACAGAGCCCUGAUGAAAGAGCCAGUGUUCAAUGAUGACCUUCCAAGCCGCAUCCUCUGUGGCAGUGUGAUGGUGAAGCCCAUUGUGAAGGAGUUCACCGAAACCGCUGCCAUCUUUGAAGAUGGGACUAUGGAGGAGAAUGUGGAUGUUGUCAUCUUUGCCACUGGCUACAGCUUCUCGUUCCCCUUCCUGGAGCAGUCAGUCAUCAAAGUGGAGAACAACGAGGCUCCGCUGUACAAACAAGUCUUCCCCCCUACUCUGGAGAAGCCAACGCUGGCCGUCAUUGGCCUCAUACAGCCGCUUGGGCCCAUCAUGCCGAAUGCAGAGCUGCAGGCUCGCUGGGCCACAAGAGUCUUUAAAGGGCUGACUGAGCUGCCCUCCGAGAGCACUAUGAUGACUGACAUUGUCAAGAGGAAAGAGAAGAGGAUCAAAUGGUUUGGUACCAGCCGCAGCCAGACGUUGCAAACUGAUCACAUUGAAUAUCUGGAUGAGCUCGCCGAAGGCUCAGAUGCGAGACCCAGAAUCCUUCCGCUGCUCCUGAAGGAUCCCAGGCUGGCCCUGACGAUUUACUUUGGUCCCUGCAGCCCCUUCCAGUUCCGCUUGACCGGCCCGGGGAAGUGGGAUGGAGCCAGAAAUGCCAUCCUGACCCAAAGGGCACGGAUCAUCAAACCCACAAAAACGCGCGUGUUGCGCGACUCUUCAAACCACUCCCUGGUUUCAUAUUUGCUUAAAAUCUUUGGUCUCCUUGCUCUCUUCGCUGCAAUUUUUGUUAGUCUCCAUUAGUCCUGAGCUCUCAGCAAUGUGAUGUGAUGCUGUGCCCACUAUAGAAGGCUUUCCCUUAAAAAUAACAACCUCCUUGCCAUAUACCAGUCCAUGGGUCUGAUCCAGACAGGUGCUGAGCAUCUGCAGCUGCUGACUGGUGCUAGUGAACAUUGUGGGUGCUCAUCAUCACUUUUUAAAAUCAGCCCAUUUGAUUGGAGCUCUCUAGCAAAGCUAUGGGUUGAGAUUUUUCAAAGCAAGCUAUACAGGAGGUCAGACUAGAUGGUUGUGUGGUCCCUUCUGGGCCUAAACUCUGCUCACGCAGCUCUCAUUUCAAUUAACACAAGGUUGUAUUCCUAAAUCCCUUAGGCAGCUUCACUUUGAUCUGUUGAUUUGGGCUCUGUUUAAAUGCUGAGGGCUCGUCUAUACACAAAAGUUGUACCCCUUUGACUGUACUGAUAUCAUUAUAACAGUACAACCCUCAGCGCUGACACAACUUUUGUGGAAUAAGGCACCUUUUAUGCCACUAUUGCUGCUUCUUAUGUAUGGGAAGGGGAAUAAUCUAUACUGUUAUAACUGCCUCCACACUGGCGGUUGUACUGGUAUAACUAUUUUAGUAAACAGUUCCUCCCUUACCCAACAUAGUUAUACUGGUACAAAAGCUGGGAGUAGACUAGGCCUUAGCAUGAGAGACUGUUUCUGUUACCCCAAACCUCUGCAUUUCAUGUUUGAAAGCAAGAUUUGGAAUGACAGUGGGGGCAGAAACACAGACCAGGUUUUGCAAGCCAGCAAUUACAGACCAGUCCCUAUCAAUAUCUGUACAGACCAGGCCCUCUCAAUAUCUGUAAGUGUGCUGUGUCCUUCUCCCUGCAAUGCAAGAAAGUGAGGCCUACCCUCUAAAUUUUCUAAUUAUACAUUUAGUUUGAACCUAAAGUUGGACCUGAAGUGGAGUCUCAAUCAAUCCCAGCCAACUUCAUUCAACCCAGUCAAGAAAUCUCAGUCCAGCCCAGUACUGAAAGAGGCUGGGUGGAGUUUUCAGAAGCACUCAGCAUUGGCCUAACUCUCUUCCCACCGAAGAGAAGGAUAAAACUCCCUUCCUGCACAAGCUGACUUCUCAAAGGCCUCUCAAUCCAGGGCUGACGUCUUGGGAUUUCAGAGACGCAACUGAAGUUCACCUUCCACUUUAACGCCCAUUAGCUUUGUCUGUCAUAAAACACCUCAUUGACCAACAUACCGGGCCACCUCCAUCACUGCAGCUCUCCAAUACUUAGACAAAAAAUUUGUGGGAAUUACAGGGUAGCAAAGCUGCCAAAUGCAUGGUGGGUAGGAUAACUCUUGUAAUCUAUUCUGGCGCUUCCAUGAUUCAUGCGCAAUGUUGCCAGCUACUUGGCCUGCUGGGUAACUUGCUUCUUGUUUCCUGAGAAAAGAUACAACAACAGCUUGAGUUACUCAUCAGCUAGCCUGUUAAUAAAGGGCCAGAUUCUCAGUUGAUAUAAACAGUAUCUGGCUCAAAGCCAUGGCAAAAGCUGUACUUUUGUUAGUGUGGCAUUACUGAUGCUAUAUUCAAGACUGAGAUGGGAGGGUUUUUUCAGGACAAAUCUCUAUCUCUGGUUGCUCGGAAUGAAUUGUUUUCAGGCUGAAACUUGGCAAACUCCCGACUCGGUCUGAAAACAUGUUUUUGGCAAGCUCGAAAAAUGUCAGUUUGGUCAUUUUUUGUUGUUGUUAAUUACAGGAACAUAAAACACAAGUUCAUCUGAGUUCAAGAUGCAUUUGGAGAGACUAGUAAUUGAAAGCACUUUGUUGUAAGUGUAAAGGGAUGUGUGGUUAGUGCUUAUCAAGGGGCCUAAUUGUUUUGAUUGUCUUAAAAAAAUACACAAAUUUUUAAAAUUGACUGAUACCUACUCCUGAUGGUUGAUGUAUGUGCAUGUUUGUAAUAUUCAUGGUAUUGCCAAUAACACUUCCACAGUGCCAACAAAAUACUGAUUUCCAAACAGCUGCUAUUCAUGAUUAUAGGCUUAGAGCCACCUUCUUGAAUAUAACGCUCAUUGGCUUUGACAGUAGCUUUUUAUGCUAUUUUUAUGAUAUAUGAAAGGAGGGAGACAGGUGUUGAAAAAGUUGUUAGAUUAGGAGAGAGAGAGGGAGGGAAAAGUUUUUGAGACCACCAUAAGUGCACCACAUUAUAGGUGUACAACUUCUAUGGCGCUUGCAUAACUUUUAUAUAUCGUCUUCUGGGCCCUGGUGGAAAGGGACUGAAGCCUAUGAAAUGGGAAAGUAUUUGAUGAUGUAUCUUUUUUCCUUAGUGUUUGAGGGAAUUCAGUGUAAAAACUCGUAGUGCUACAUUUGAGAUUUUAAAACCGCCAAAUUCAGGAAGUUAAGAACUACAGUUUCUACAGUAACUUUGCACUUAUCCAUGCAGCAAAUGACCAUAGAUGCUGAAACUAGGGGUGCUGCUGCACGCUCUGGCUUGAAGUGGUUUCCAUUAUAUCCAGGGUUUACAGUUUUGUUCAAUGGCUCUCAGCACCCCCAUUAUAUAAAUUGUUCCAGCCCCCCUGCAAGUUACACCAAAUUUAACUAAAGGUGUGAAUUUAAACUAACUUAAUCAAACUGGAGCUAGCUUCUCUAUGGAACCUCUUAUUUUGGUUUAAGAGCGACUUAGUUCAGUUCAGUUUAAAUGGAUUAGGAAAAAGCUAACAGGCUGAAGCUAACCCAAAGUAGGCACCCUUAAAAUUCAAUAAGAGGAUUGCAAUGGUUUUACUAAACCGGUUUAAUUAAGCCAUUUCCAGUUUGUGGGUAGACCAGGCCUUUCACUCUGCCACUUGAAGUUAUGCAGUAAAGUAGAAGGUUUCAUUAUACGAUCACAUGAUACUAACUAAUUGCAUUAAUAAUAAGCACAGACUUGGGAAGGAUGCGGAAGUGAAAUACAUACUGCCUUCUUAUCAAGGUAGCUUUACUCUAGGAAACAAAAACUUGCGUCUCUAACACACUGUUCCUGCUAAUACCAAUGCCCACCAGGUGGUAUACCUGACCCAUUGCAAGCGGCCAGGUCUGUACUGAUGUACUAAAUAACGUUCUCUGUAUGUAUAUAUUGUGACAAAGUUCCUCCUCUGCCUUGGUGGGUCCUGCACUUUAUUGGAGGAUUUGCUC